GCCCUGUUCUCCCCCUUAGACAGCCUCCCGUCCUCCCCAGGCUGACACACACACAGCAGCUGUUGCCUGCCUCACUAUGACAACCUAGCCUCACCUCUGGCUCUACAAACACAUACACAUACCAGGCAACAGUACAGGAGGAGCACCACUCUGUCCGAUAGGGAUCAGUCAUUCCAGAGAAACAGGUCUGAGAACAGUGAGAGGAAAGAAUGGGGCUGUGGACGAUGCUGAUCGUGGCUUUGCAGCUGGUCUUAAACCUGUGUUCAGACGGAGCCCAGGGAUCAGUCUAUGAUCUCCUAAACUCCCCGGACUGUCUGCCAGACCUGCUGCAGGGCGGCCUGGUGGAGCAGGGGGUGAAUGAGGCGUUCAUCCUCACCACCUUUAAACUGCAGCCUAAGACUGGCACCACCGUGUUUGGUCUGUACAACCCCCGGGACAACAGCAAGUACUUUGAGUUCACCGUGCUGGGGAAACUCAACAGAGCUGUGCUGCGUUACCUGAGGAGUGAUCGGAGGAUGAGCUCUGUGACCUUCAACAACAUCCAACUGGCGGACGGUCAGCGCCACCGCCUCCUCUUCCACCUGAAGGGGAUGCAGCAGGGCCCAGGGGCGGUGGAGCUGCACCUGGACUGCAGACUGGUGGAGACGGUCAGGGAUCUCCCCUCCGUGUUUCAGGGCCUGCCUGCAGGCUACGGCGUGGUGGAGCUGAAAAGCAUGCAGGGCAAAGCAGAGGAGGAGCUGGAGGAAUUGAAACUGGUGGUGGGAGACACGUUUGAGAAUGUAGCCUCUCUACAAAACUGCCACCAACAAGGAGACUCGGUGCAGACUCUGGGGGUCAACACAAAGCAACUCUCCAAUCAAAUGCUUGAGCUCACCCAGGUGAUAAAUGAGCUGAAAGAUGUCCUUAUUCAGCAGGUCAAAGAGACAUCUUUUCUCAGAAACACCAUCUCUGAGUGCCAGGCUUGUGGACUGGGUGGAAGUGAGGUCAUUGAGCCAAAGUGUGCCCCUGGUGUUUGUUUCCGUGACGACAUGUGUAUUGAGACGGAAGAGGGUGUUGAGUGUGGACCCUGUCCUGAUGGAUACACAGGGGAUGGCUUCAGCUGUGAUGAUGUGGAUGAGUGUCAGUUUAACCCUUGCUUCGCCGGGGUAAAGUGUGUGAACACAGCUCCAGGGUUUCGCUGUGAUGCAUGUCCUCUGGGCUACACUGGUCUGGCUGUGGAGGGGGUGGGAGUGGUCUACGCACAGACAAACAAACAGGUCUGUGAUGACAUUGACGAGUGCAAAGGAUCCAACAACGGAGGGUGCACUGCUGACUCUCUCUGUCACAACUCUGUGGGUUCAUACGUCUGCGGGGGCUGUAAAACAGGCUACAUAGGGGGCCAGGUGAAGGGCUGUAAGCCAGAGAGGAGCUGUGGUAACAGUCGGACCAACCCCUGUGAUGUCAACGCCCAGUGUAUCCAAGAAAGAGACGGCUCCAUCACCUGUCAGUGUGGGAUUGGCUGGGCUGGUAAUGGCUACCUAUGUGGGAAGGACACAGACAUUGAUGGAUACCCCGAUGAGAAACUCAAGUGCAAGGAUAUGGUCUGUAAAAAGGAUAACUGCAUGCGUGUUCCCAACUCUGGCCAAGAAGAUGCUGACGAGGACGGACAAGGGGACGCUUGUGACAAUGACGCUGAUGGAGACGGUAUUCUGAAUGAACAGGAUAACUGCUGGCUGAAGCCUAACGUGGACCAGAGGAAUAGUGACAAGGACAACCACGGUGAUGCCUGUGACAACUGUCGUACGGUGGAGAACCCCGAUCAGAGGGACACUGACGGUGACAGGAAAGGAGACGCCUGCGAUGAUGACAUGGAUGGAGACGGCUUGAAGAACUUCCUGGAUAACUGCCAGAUGGUGGUGAACCGGGACCAGUUGGACCGGGAUGGUGACGGAGUGGGAGACGCCUGUGACAGCUGCCCCGAUAUUCCUAAUCCUAACCAGUCCGACAUCGACGAUGACCUGGUUGGGGAUUCUUGUGACACAAACCAAGACAGUGAUGGUGACGGUCACCAGGACACCAAGGACAACUGUCCCAACGUGAUCAACAGCUCCCAGCUGGACACAGACAAAGACGGCCUGGGGGAUGAGUGUGACGAUGACGAUGACAACGACAGCAUCCCUGACUUCCUGCCACCCGGACCCGACAACUGCAGACUGGUGCCCAACCCCGACCAGCUGGAUGAGAACAAUGACGGUGUUGGGGAUGUGUGUGAGUCAGACUUUGACCAGGACAAGGUGAUUGACAGAAUAGACAACUGUCCAGAGAACGCUGAGGUCACUCUGACAGACUUCAGAGCCUAUCAGACGGUGGUGCUGGACCCCGAGGGUGACGCCCAGAUUGACCCCAACUGGGUUGUCCUCAAUCAGGGAAUGGAGAUUGUACAGACCAUGAACAGUGACCCUGGACUGGCUGUGGGUUACACUGCCUUCAGUGGGGUGGACUUUGAGGGGACAUUCCAUGUAAACACAGUGACUGACGAUGACUACGCAGGCUUCAUCUUUGGCUACCAGGACUCCUCCUCCUUCUACGUGGUCAUGUGGAAACAGACUGAGCAGACCUACUGGCAGGCCACACCCUUCAGAGCAGUGGCCGAGCCUGGCAUCCAGCUCAAGGCUGUGAAGUCUAAGUCGGGCCCAGGUGAGCACCUGAGGAACUCCCUUUGGCACACAGGGGACACCAACGACCAGGUGCGUCUGUUAUGGAAGGACCCCAGGAACGUGGGCUGGAAGGACAAGGUUUCCUACCGCUGGUACCUGCAGCACCGGCCCCAGGUUGGAUACAUCAGGGCCCGUUUCUAUGAAGGUACAGAACUGGUGGCUGACUCUGGUGUGACCAUUGACACCACCAUGAGAGGAGGACGACUGGGCGUUUUCUGUUUCUCUCAGGAAAACAUCAUCUGGUCCAACCUAAAGUACCGCUGCAAUGACACCAUCCCUGAGGACUUCCAGUUCAGCACGCAGCACGGCGUCAACGACAGUCUCUAAUCCUACAGAGUCUGAAAGAAAGACCGUUUCUCCACGUGUUUGGAAUUUUUGUGGUGUGUGUGUGUACACAGUGGCAAUACUGUAUGUACUGUAUUUUUUCUGUUUAUGUCUAUGCCACCUCCCCUCAAUUUUUUUGAAUCAAAUUGUCUUCCUGAGUAUUAAAAUCAGUGUCCUCAGUGCUCUGAAUGAGGACUACUAGAGUAAAAUAAAAUGAUAUUUAUCAUUACAUUUCAUGCAUAUUACAAUUCAAACUCUAGAUUUUGUUUAUUCUUUGAGCUCAUUUUGCGUUAUCAUCCACAUACACAAUCAUCAGCCAUUGAUAUAAGCUUCCUUCUCUGUCAGAGCAGCAUUUAUUCCCCAUGUGAUAUACCAGCCCCACACUCUGCACAAUGUAUUCACACGACAUGGACAUGAAAGGGAACACAAGAGAGGAGUCAGACCAUGGUGACUUGGCCAUGCCUGAGCAUAGUCCAUUUUCUCGUACCCUGGUCCCAGAUCUGUUUGUGCUAUCUUGCAAUUUUGGAAAGACAACACAAACAGAUCUGGGACCAGGCUAACUGUCUUGUAACUCUGACCCCUCAACCCUCACCCGAGGCCUCGUCUUAACCAAGAGUUUGGUUAUCAUUGCUUAUCACGGCUUCUUGACGCAACUCUCUGGAGACCGAUGGAAAGCGAUGCUUUACAUAUUUAAAUGAUUCUCAAAUCAAAUCUACUCCUUUGUCUGGUUUCACUCUUAGACGUAGGUGUUUAUAUGUUUGAAAUGGAUGUUGGUUAUUUUCUAAAUUGUAAGGUUGAUCGACAAGAGAAUUCCACAUAAAAAAAAUUAAGAGACAUUG
This is a messenger RNA of Oncorhynchus masou masou (cherry salmon), 3859 nucleotides long. Its product is annotated as thrombospondin-4-B-like. Gene Ontology annotation, cellular component: extracellular region. Bases 210 to 3023 code for a protein of 937 amino acids. Lineage: Eukaryota; Metazoa; Chordata; Actinopteri; Salmoniformes; Salmonidae. The record is from RefSeq and is a predicted model, not a curated record. The transcript is spliced from 22 exons. Gene Ontology annotation, biological process: cell adhesion. Gene Ontology annotation, molecular function: calcium ion binding.